ACUUCAGUCACAGAAGAAGAAAAGGAGUGUCAAGGCGUGAGCGCUGUGACACCCCCAGCUGCUGCCAGCUGCCCGGCCGCCCCGCCAUUCCCUCACAGCUGUCCAGAUGAAAGCCCCCCGCACAGCUCAGCAGAGUCUCCGAAUGAAAGCACUUCCAUCUCUCCAGCUUCCCAGAGCGAAAUCAGUCCUCGUUCCUCAGCAGCUCAGGUUGAAAGUGUGUGCGCAUCCACACCGUGCUCCAGUGAGAGCCCUCCUGCUGCAGCACAGCUGCCCGUCCUGCCGGCUGUGCCCUCAGCUGCAGAAUGCACAGAGCUGGGGCUACAGAGCAGCUCCUGCCAGCCCCCAGCACACAGCUCUGCUCUGUUUGUGCCGGCAGCACCCAGCCAGGCUGCGCUGCUGAGCGGCCGCCCACCGCCUGGGCCUGCACCUGCAUUUCAGCCCUUCUUCUUUACUGGAACUUUCCCAUACAGCAUGCAAGAACUUGUGCUUAAGGUGAGAGUGCAGAACCUCAGAGACGACGACUUCAUUGAAAUUGAACUGGACAGACAGGAGCUGACGUACCAGGAUCUGCUCAGAGUGAGCUGCUGUGAGCUGGGCGUUAAUCCUCAGCACGUAGAGAGGAUCAGGAAGCUACCAAACACAGUGCUGAGAAAGGACAAGGACGUUGCCAGACUGCAGGACUUCCAAGAGCUGGAGUUGGUUCUUGUGAGAAGCGACAGCUCUCCCUUCAGAAAUGCUGCAUCAGCUUUGACUGAGAGACCGUGCUACAACAGCAGAGCCUCAAAGCUGACCUACUGAGUGCCCGCUGCAGCCUGGAAGCACAACGGUUACACACUGCUGCCUUUUGGAGGCAGCAAACAGGCAUCUGUGAGACCUUAAGUUAUUGUUAGGGCUAAUAUUUUAACUAAUAAUCUAUCUUUGGUAUUUAAUAUCCCCCUUUGUCUUUUUUUUUACUUUUGAUACUAUAUUCAGAUAAUUCAGGAUACCUCAUUUGUAUACUAAGAUCACAUGCUUCUGGUGCAGUUCUUUAGUUGUAUGUAGCAACAGAGGGCAGCAAGGAAAUUCUGCAGAGCACUCCCUCUCCUUGAACCAAGCAGGAGAUAUAGGAAAAGACAAUCAGGAAACAGCAGUGUCUGUAGGCAUGUUUGUGUGUGUAUACAUGUAAAGAAUUUCCUGAUUAAGUUAAAUUUCAGAGUGUAUUUGGUGCACAGCCAGCAGCUGCUCUCUGGAAACAGAGGAUGUGCAAUUCCUUAAUCUCUUCCCCCUUCAUGAAGUUUAACCAAGAUGUCACUGUUACUCAUUUUUCCUCUUUUCCACAGAAUUUUAAGUGCACGUAUUGAACACCGCUUUAAUACCAAGCAGUAUUUGUUUUCAUUUGAGAAACAACUUUCAUAUCCACGUUGAGGCCCAGGCCUGCAGUGCAGGAAUAACAUGGACAGUAACCUGUUGAAGAGACAGGAGCAGGCACUGCUUUGGGAAUUGUGCCAGCCAGCCCGAGGCACCUGCACUCCAAACACAACCGCACCUCAAUAGUAGCACAGUUCUGGGACGUCUUUCCUUGCCCCAUCUUGCUGUGGUCCAGACCCUGCAGCUGGCAGCACGAUGCCCUGCGCCCAUCCUGGCUCCCAGCCCCACUCUGCAGUGCAGUGUCCUUGGAGGGACGCUGCUAACAGCACACGGUUUAGAGAACAGCACUGAAGAGGCACCUGAGACUCCUCUGUUCAGACUUUCUGUUAAGUUACUUGGGCUUAAAACUCCUGCUUAGUGGACUGAAAACAAUUACUCUCCUUUCCCCCUGUUCCCUAUCACUACGAGUGCACUGACUAUCCCUCUAUCCAGGAGCUAAAGUCCAGACCCGACUCCUCGUAAGCUAAAGACACAAGGAAAUAGGAAUUCCCAACUUGGGCUCUCACUUUAUUCUUAGGAAAGGCACUUUUACCAUAGCAAUUACAUAUUCAUCUUUAUGAGAUAACUUGGAGACUAGCUCAGAUGAUGUGCAAUAACUGCUCAAAACCUAUACUGGGUGUUAUUUACUUUCUCUCAGCUCCUGUAUUUAAGGUGUCACUGUGAAGACUGCCUCUACUAACUACUGAACAUGUAGCUGUAGGAGCAGCUGGUCUUAAAGCUUUCUUUGCUCUGGUUUCUACAAGGAAUAACUGUUAACGUGAGGAGACUAAAACUUUGAUUGUGAUUUGACUGUGAUAAGAAGUCUAUGCAUUCAGAGAAAUAUUUUUGUAUAUUUUAUGCAGUUUGAUAAACUCUAAGGCACACUACUUCAGGGUUAUUUCCUUUUGCUUUCUUUCAACAAUAAACUUGUUAACAACAA
Messenger RNA from Meleagris gallopavo (turkey), 2326 nucleotides. NCBI's taxonomy places the organism in Eukaryota, Metazoa, Chordata, Aves, Galliformes, Phasianidae. The record is from RefSeq and is a predicted model, not a curated record.